Loxodonta africana (African savanna elephant) is the source of this 7556-nucleotide messenger RNA. RefSeq names its product DSN1 component of MIS12 kinetochore complex (gene DSN1). Bases 205 to 936 code for a protein of 243 amino acids. Gene Ontology annotation, cellular component: MIS12/MIND type complex. NCBI's taxonomy places the organism in Eukaryota, Metazoa, Chordata, Mammalia, Proboscidea, Elephantidae. Gene Ontology annotation, biological process: cell division; mitotic sister chromatid segregation. The record is from RefSeq and is a predicted model, not a curated record. The transcript is spliced from 9 exons.
UUGGCGGGAGUUUCGGAAGCUGCGCUGGCGGAGCAAACGGGGGGCGGCGCACAAGAUCCGGAUCGGGACCCGGAAGGAGCGGCCGCGGCGGCUGCGGGCAUUCGUGGUUGACCCGGGGCUGCGAAGAGAGUGGCUUUUGGCUUGUGUUUCGGAAGCGGAGGCUCUGAGCUGGACGGGCGUCGCUCUGAGGGUUUUCCACCCAGAAUGACUUCAGUGUCUAGAUCAGAGACUGUUCGAGAGCUAGAAGAGGAACCAGUGAUGUCUAAGACUCACGAUCAUCGGUUGAAAUCAAGUCCCAACCUUAUGGAAGUGUGUGCUAAAUCGCCUGCCUCCCUGGAGAUGACUCAGAAUGUUUCAAAGGAAAGAAUUCACCUUGGCUCUAGUCCUCAAAAAGGGGGAAGUUGUGAUCUCAGCCACCAGGAAGGACUUCAGUCCAGGUCCCUUCAUUUGUCCCCCCAAGAACAAUCUAUCCAUCAUCAAGGCAGAAGGCAAUCCUGGCGGCGUGCAAGUAUGAAAGGAAUGAACCGGCGGAAGUCCCUGCCUCCCUUUCACCAGGGCAUCACAGCGCUCAGCAGAUCCAUCAGUGUCAACUUAGCAGAAAGUAAGCGGCUUGGCGCCCUCCUGCUUUCCAGCUUCCAGUUCUCUGUUCAGAAACUGGAACCUUUCCUAAGGGACACUGAGGGCUUCAGUCUUGAAAGUUUUAGAGCCAAAGCGUCUUCUCUUUCUGAAGAAUUAAAACAUUUUGCAGACAAACUGGAAAGUGAUGGAACUCUACAAAAAUGCUUUGAAAAGUCAAAAGGAAAAGAAUUAGAUUUGUCUCUGGAAGCAUCAGUGGCGGAGAUGAAGGAAUAUAUAGCAAAAUUUUCUUUAGAACGUCAGGCUUGGGAUCACCUCUUGCUGCAUUACCAGAAGGAGGCUGAAGAGAUAUCCAGGUAGCGUAUGAUCAGGAACCGAUGGUACGGGAAGAAGACGUCCCAAGCUGCGCUGAAGGCAUUAGUGAAAAACAAGGCUCCAGGAAUUGAUGGAGUAUCGAGAUGUUUCAACAAAUGGUUGUAGCGCUGGACGCGCUCACUCAUCUAUGACAAGAAAUUUGGAAGAUAAGUACUUGGCCAACCACCUGAAAGAGACCCAUGUUUAUGCCUAUUUCGAAGAAAGGUGAUCCAGCCAAAUGAGGAAGUUCUCAACCAAUAUCAUUAGCAUCACAUGCAAGUAAAAUUUUGCUGAAGAUCAUACAAAAGCGGCUGUAGCAGUGUAUUGGCAGGGAACUGCCAGAAAUUCAGGCUGGUAUCAGAAGAGGAUGUGGAACCAGGGAUAUCAUUGCUGAUGUCAGAUGUAUCCUGCCUGAAAGCAGAGAAUACCGGAAGGAUGUUUACCUGUGUUUUAUUGAGUAUGCAAAAGCAUUCAACUGUGUGGAUCAGAACAAAUUAUGGAUAACAUUGUAAAGAACAGGAGUUCCAGAACACUUAUUCGUGCUCAUGAGGAACCUGUACAUAGAUCCAGACGCAGUUGUUCGGACAGAACAAGGGGCUACUUUUUGGUUUAAAGUCAGAAAAGGUGUGCAUCAGGGUUGUACCCUUUCACCAUAUUUAUUCAGUCUGUAUGCUGAGCAGAUAAUCUUAGAAGCUGCACUAUAUAAAGAACCGCACAUCAGGAUUGGAGGAAGGCUCAUUAACAACCGGCGUUAUGCAGAUGACAUAACUUGCUUGCCGAACGUGAAGAGGACUUGAAGCACUUAACUGAUGAAGAUCGAAGACCACAGCCUUCAGUAUGGAUUACACCUCAGCAUAAAGAAAACAAAAGUCCUCACAACUGGACCAGUAAGCCACAUCAUGAUAAAUGGAGAAGAGAUUGAAUUUGUCAAAGAUUUCCUUUUACUUGGAUCAACAAUCAACAGCCAUGGAAGCAGCAGUCAAGAAAUCAAAAGAUGCAUUGCAUUGGGUAAAUCUGCAAAGGACCUCUUUGAAGUGUUGAAAAGCAAAGAUUUUACCUUGAAGAGUAAGGUGCCCCUGACCCAAGCCAUGUAUUUUCAGUCACAUCAUAUGCAUGUGAAAGCUGGACUUCGAAGAAUUGACACCUUUGAAUUGUUAUGUUGGCAAAGAAUAUUGGAUAUGUCAGGGACUGCCAAAAGAGCAAACAAAUCUGUCUUGGAAGAAGUACAACCAGAAUGCUCCUUAGAAGUAAGGAUGGCGAGGCUGGGUCUUACAUACUUGGACAUGUUAGGAGGGAUCAGUCCCUGCAGAAGGACCUCAUGCUUCGUAAAGUACAGGAUCAGCAGAAAAGAGGAAGACCCUCAAUGAAGUGAAUUGACUGAGUGGCUGCAACAAUGGGCUGAAGCAUAACGAUUGUAAGGAUGGCGCAGGACUGGGCAGUGUUUUGUUCUGUGGUGCAUAGUGUCGCUAUGAAUCAGAACCGACUCGACGCCACCUAACAACAACAACCUUUUGUAUGUGUACAAUUCAUUUGACACUGCAGUAAUUACAUUCAUUUACCAUGCUGUGCAGCCAUCACCGGUCUGUUUCCAAGUUUUUCAUCACCCUUAACAGGGACCCAGUGCCCCUGUCCCUAUCUCCUCCUUGCUGCUGAUAACCACUAAUAAACUUUGAUGUCUAUGCAUUUGUCUGUUUUAGAUAUUUCAAAUAUGUAAGAUCAUAGAAUAUUUGUGUCUGACUUCUUUCAUUCAGCAUACUGUUUUCAGGGUCCAUCCAUGUCAUAAUGUGUAUCACAACUUCAUUUCUCUUAAUGGUUAAAUAUUAUUCCAUUGUGUGGAUAUAUACCACGUUUUGUUUAUCUGUUCAUAUGUUGAUGGGCGUGUGGUUUGUUUUCACCUUUUGGUUAUUGUGAAUAAUGCUGCAGUGAAUAUUGGUAUUCAAGUAUCUGUUUGUGUUCCUGUUUUCAAGUCUUUUGGGUGUAUACCUAGGAGUGGAAUUGCUGGAUAGUGCGGGUGGUAGUUCUAUGUUCAACUUUUUAAUGAACUGCCAAAAUGUUUUCCACAGUGUCUGCACCAUUUACAGUCUUAGCAGCAGUGGUUAAGGGUUCUGAUUUUUCUACAUCCUUGGCAAAACUUGCAAUUUUUCAUUUUUCUGAUAAUAGCCAUCUUAGUGGGUGUGAAGUGGUGUAGUAUCUCAAAGUAGUUUCGAUUUGCAUUUCCCUAAUGACUAAUGACAUUGAGCAUCUUUUCAUGUGCUUGCUGACUAUUUGUGUAUCUUUGGUGAAAUGUCUAUUCAAGUCCUUAGCCCAUUUUUUGAUUAGGUUGUUUGUCUUUUUGUUGUUUAGUUGUAGGAUUUUUUUAUAAACUUUGCAUAUUUAAACCCUUAUCACAUGUACGGUUCCCUAGUAGUUUCUCCCAUUCAAUAGUCUCUUCACUUUGUUGAUUAGGUCCUUUGAUACAUAAAAGCUUUUCAUUUUUAUGAAGUUCAGUUUACCUGUUUUGUUUUUAGUUGCUUGUGCUUUUGUCCUCAUAUCUAAGAAUCCUUUGUCAAAACUAGGUCCCGAAGCAUUACUCCUAUGUUUUGUUCUAAGAGUGCAGACGGUUAACAAACUUGGCUGCUACCUGACAGAUUGGAGUCCACUCCUUGGAAGAAAGGCUUGGAGAUCCGCUGUCCAAAAAUCAGCCGUUGAAAACCCUGUAGAAGCACAUGGGGUUGCUGUGAGUCACAGUAGACUCAGAGGAACGAGUUUGGCUUUUUUAAAGAGUUUUAUGGUUUCAUUCUUUCAUUAAGGUCAUUGAUCCAUUUUGAGUUAAUCUUCAUAUAUGGUGUGAGGUAUGCAUCUUGCUUCAUUCUUUGGUAUGGGGAGAUUCAGUUGUCCCAGCACAAUUUAUUGAAGAGACUAUUUACCCAUUGAAUAGACUUAUCACCCUUGUUGAAAAUCAAUUGACUAUAGAUAUAUGGGUUUAUUUCUUGACUCUGUUCUAUUCCAUUGAUCUAUAUGUCCAUCAUCAUACCUGUACCAGACUGUUUUGAUUACUGUAGCUUUGUAGUAAGUUUUGAAUCGGGAAGUAUGAGACCUUCUACUUUGUUCUUCUUUUCCAAGGUUGCUUUGAUUAUUUGGGGCCUCUUGCAAUUCCAUAUAAAUUUGUUGAUUGUAGUUUCCAUUUUUGCAAAGAAGGCUAUUGGAAUUUUGACAGGGAUUGAAUUGCAUCAAAUUGCUUUGGGUAGUAUUGUCAUUUCAAUAUUAAGCCUUUCGGUCCAUUAACACAAAAUGUCUUUCCAUUUAUUUAAACCAAAAAACCCACUGCCGUCGAGUCGAUUCCGAUUCAUAGCGACCCUAUAAGGCUAUGAGUCGGAAUAGAUUUGACGGCAGUCCAUUUAUUUAGGUCUUCUUUAAUUUCUUUCAACAGUGUUUUAUAGUUUCAGUGUACAAGCCUUUCUUUCACCUCCCUGGCUAAAUUUAUUCGUAGGUAUUUUAUUUUUUUAGAUCCUAUUGUACAUGGAAUUGUUUUCUUAGUUUCCUUUUCAGAUUGCUCAUUGCUGGUGUAUAGAAACCCAACUGAUUUUUGUGUGUUAAUCUUAUACCCUGCAACUUUGCUGAAUUCAUCUAUUAGCUCUGGUAGGUUUCUUGUGGUUUUUUAUAUAUAGGAUCAUGUCAUCUGUGAAAAGGAAUAGUUUUACUUCUUCCUUCCCAAUUUAGAUGUCUUUCAUUUCUUUUUCUUCCAAAUUGCUCCGGCUAGGACUUUAUCAUGGAUCAAAUUGUGUCCCCCAAAAAUGUGAGGCAACUUGGCUAGGCCAUGUUUCCCAGUAUUGUGUGGUUGUCCACCUUUUUGUCAUCUGAUAUGAUUUCCCUAAGGGUUAUAAAUCCUAGCCUGUAUGAUGUUAAUGAGGUAGGGUUAGAGAGUUAUGUUAAUGAGGUAGGACUCAAUCUAUAAGAUUAGGUUGUAUUUUGACUCAAUCUCUUUUGAGAUAUAAAAGAGAGAAAUGAGCAGCCAGGAGAGGGACUUCCUACCACCAAGAAUGAAGAACCAGGAGGGGAGUGUGUCCUUUGGACGUGGAGUCCCUGUGCUGAGAAGCUCCUAGACCAAGGAAAGAUUGAUGACAAGACCUUUUCCUAGAGCCAACAGAGAAAGAAAGCUUUCCCCUGGAGCUGGCACCCUGAAUUUGCACUUCUAGCCUCCUAGACUGUGAGAGAAUAAAUUUCUGUUGGUUAAAGCCAUCUACUUGUGGUAUUUCUGUUACAGCAGCACUAGAUAACUAAGACAGACUUCCAGGACCAAUACUGAAUAGCAGUGGUGAGAGUGGGCUUCCUUGUCUUGUUCCUGCUUUUUAGGGGAAAGGUCUUAGUCUUUUCAUCAUUGAAUGUUGUGUUAGCCAGCUUUAUUUUUUGGUUAAAGAUUAUAGACACUACACCUACGCUCAUCCAAAGACUUCACCAAAAGAGUGAAAAGAUUACCCACAGACUGGGAAAGAAUUUUUAGCUAUGACAUUUCCAGUCAGCGCCUGAUCUCUAAAAUCUACAUGAUAUUGCAAAAACUCAACUACAGAAAGACAAAUAACCCAAUUAAAAAAUGGGCAAAAGAUAUGAACAGGCCCUUCACUAAAGAAGACAUUCAGGCAGCUACCAGAUACAUGAGGAAAUGCUCACGAACGGUAGCCAUUAGAGAAAUGCAAAUCAAAACUACAAUGAGAUUCCAUCUCACUCCAACAAGGCUGACAUUAAUCCAAAAAACACCAAAUAAUAAAUUUUGGAGAAGUUGUGGAGAGACUGGAACACUUAUACACUGCUGGUGAGAAUGUAAAAUGGUACAACCAUUUUGGAAAUCGAUUUGGCGCUUCCUUAAAAAGCUGGAAAUAAAACUACCAUACAACCCAGCAGUCCCACUCCUUGGAAUAUAUGCUAGAGAAAUAAGAACCUUUACAUGAACAGAUAUAUGCACACCCGUGUUCAUUGCAGCACUGUUUACAAUAGCAAAAAGAUGGAAGCAACCAAGGUGCCCAUCAAUGGAUGAAUGGAUAAAUAAAUUAUGGUAUAUUCACACGAUGGUAUACUACGCAUCGUUAAAGAACAGUGAUGAAUCUGCGAAACAUUUCAUAACUUGGAGGAAUCUGGAAGGCAUUAUGCUAAGUGAAAUUAGGCAGUUGCAAAAGGAUAAAUACUGUAUAAGACCACUUUUAUAAGAACUGAAGAAAUAGUUUAAACAGAGAAGAAAAUAUUCUUUGAUGGUUACAAGAGUAGGGAGAGAGGGAGAGGGAUAUUCACUAAUUAGAUAGAAGAUAAGGACUACUUUAGAUGAAAGGAAAGACAACAGUAUAGGAGAGGUCAGCACAACUGGACUAAACCAAAAGCAAAGAAGUUUCCUGAAUAAACUGAAUGCUUUGAUGGCCAGUGUAGCAGGGGCAGGGGUUUGGGGACCAUGGUUUCAGGGGACAUCUAAGUCAAUUGGCAUAAUAAAAUCUAUUAAGAAAACAUUCUGCAUCCCACUUGGAAGAGUGGCGUCUGGGGUCUUAAACGCUAGCAAGCGGCCAUCUAAGAUGCAUCAGUUGGUCUCAACCCACCUGGAGCAAAGGCAAAUGAAGAACACCAAGGAUACAAGGUAAUUAUGAGCCCAAGAGAUAGAAAGGGCCACAUAAACCAGAGACUACAUCAGCCUGAGACCAGAAGAACUACAACCGGCUACAACCAAUGACUGCCCUGACAGGGAAUGCAACAGAGAACCCCUGAGGGAGCAGGAGAGCAGUGGGAUGCAGACCCCAAAUUCUCAUAAAAAGACCAGACUUAAUGGUCUGACUGAGACUUGAAGGACCCUGGUGGUCAUGGCCCCCAGACCUUCUUUUAGCCCAAGACUUCAACCAUUUCCAAAGCUGGCUCUUCAGACAGGGAUUGCACUGGACAAUGGGUUUCAAAAAGAUGAGCUUCUUGGAUCAAGUAGACACUUGAGACUAUGUUGGCAUCUCCUGUCUGGAGGGGAGAUGAGAGGGCAGAGGGGGUCAGAAGCUGGCGGAAUGGAAACAAAAAGAGAGAGUGGAGGGAAGGAGCCAGCUCUCUCAUUAAGGGGAGAGCAAUUAGGAGUAUAUGGCCAGGUGCAUAUAAAUUUUUGUAUGAGAGACUUGAUUUGUAAACUUUCACUUAAAGCACAAUGAAAAUUAAAAAGAAAAAAGAUUAUAGACACCGACUUAAAGAUAUCAAGCCUUGGCUUCGUUUUGCCCCAGAUAUAGUCCUUUUUAUACCUGGACCGUACUGCUAGGUGGAGUCAUCUGGCCUGAAUUUCAGGUGACCUCGUCAAGUGACCAGGAUUUUCAGGAGUCCAGUGGUAUAAAAACAUUAAUACUGGCCAAUCAUUUCAGAACCUUUUAAGAGAGGCGAUACCUAUAGUGGAGCCCUGGUGGCUCAGUGGUUAAGAGUUCAGCUGCCAACCAAAAGAUGAGCAAUUCAAACCUACCAGUCAGUCACUCCUUAGAAACCCUGUGGGGCAGCUCUACUCUGUCCUACAGGGUGGCUAGGAGUUGGUAUACCUACUGUAGAAUGAAUAUUGAUUCAAGUUAAUAAAACCUCAUAGGAGGUUUUUUCCAAGAUUGUCUUUGGUCUGCCCUCCCCAGAAAAUGUUUAUAAAUUCCUCGAUAGCU